Messenger RNA from Ostrinia nubilalis (European corn borer), 899 nucleotides. RefSeq names its product TELO2-interacting protein 1 homolog. The record is from RefSeq and is a predicted model, not a curated record. The transcript has 5 exons. Bases 66 to 899 code for a protein of 277 amino acids. Lineage: Eukaryota; Metazoa; Arthropoda; Insecta; Lepidoptera; Crambidae.
GUUGAUUGAUUAAAAAAAAGUGAUAGUGAAUUAAAAAAACAUUUGUUUGCACUUUUGCAGAAUUCAUGACCGAGGGUUUGCGAAAUAUAAAAUUUUCAAAAAUGCCCUCACCUCCAAUCACGGAUAGUGAAGUCUCCAAGAUGAACGCGGAUAUAAAGGAAUCCUUUUCCAAGAUAAAGCCUGUGUGUGAUAUUGUUAUGGUGUGCCCGUCUGCUGAGAGCAUAUCCAACUUUGUAGCUCGCGUAUCAGAGCUGAAGAGGGAUGUGAUGCAAGAGCUGCAGCAAUACCUGCUGUUCCCUUUUAUCACUCAUCUGAAGUCUACUGAAAUAGAAAAGAAGUUUGAGAUCCAAUGGCGAUUGGUAGACGGUAUGCGAGUGGUAUUGGAGAAGGUAGUCGUGAACAGCUAUGAUAUGUGCUAUAAGAUUGAGACCACUCUGCUGUCCAUGGUCUUCGACAACUCUAAACCUGGCAUGCUUGCUGAAGUGCCUGAAGAGCUGAAGCACAGUGUGAUGAAGUGUCUCACGGUCCUACAAGUGAACCUCGACAAGAGGUUUAGGGAGAAAAUGCUCAGAACUCAAGUGCCGUUACUGGCACAGGCGGUGUUUGUGUCAGUACACGUUGCUAAGCUGGAGAAACAUCGAGCCUUGAGACUAUCAGCUUUGAACAGCCUCAUGGCGCACACGGCGAUCCAUCCUCAGCUGACCACCGACAAGGCGCGCAUCCCCGAGCCGACUCUGGAGGCUCUGGUGGUAGACAUGCUGUCCAGCAUCCUGCCUGGCGUCCUGGCGGCGUUGCAGGACGUCGCCUUGUGCCCCAACAACCCUGGGCAUGCCGUGGUUGUGGUGAGUAGAGGAGGCAGCGAGUCAUCGAAAGAACCGCCGACAAGGCGCGCCUUCUGA